ACUUCAAUUUGAGUCAAGUAUAACCCGAAUUGGAGAAGUAAUAUAGGCAUUACCCUUGAGGUCGUAUUCCCACAUGCACCUUAGGUUUACUACUACUUUGCUCUAAACUAUUAUCUAAUCGAUCGAUAAUGGUUGAUUUGAAAUUAACUAACUAGGAAGAACAACAAUUAACUAGUUAGGAGGUCGCUAGAGAUGUAGUUACUUAGGAUUUAAUCCUUCUAAUAGUAGGAAGGGUAUGUGAUUGAUGCUAGCCUUAACACGACUUCCCUAUCUUCUAAGUUGCAAGAAAUGACUUAGUAUAGUGGUUGGUGCAAGGAUUAUAUCUCUCAACUACAAUUCUAAGCCUCUAAACUAGCUCAAUGAUCAUUUAAUUAGCUAGGAACUUCAGCUCAAUGAUAAUGUAAUAUCGUGCAAUACUUUAUCUAUAUUAUAAUCUUAACAUAAGAGGGUGGUCACCUCAACUUAGGUCAAGAAUAAAUCAAUAACCACUUUCCGAAGCAAGAGAUUGACAAGAUUAAAUAUCAAAUAAACAUAGGUAGAUAUGAAUCAUGAUAGGUUCACAUUCAGACAACAAAACCUAGCUACUUACUGGAAUUCAUCAUUCCUAAGCAACUAUAGGAGUUUCAGUCAUAGAGAGAAAGAGGAAAAUACAAACUAGAAAGAGAAGACAAGGUUGAAACCAUCUUCUUCUCCUAUGAUUAACCUCUUCUCCUUGACUCUUGGAUGACUUCUUUCUUCCUUAGCUCUUUCGAGGUAUUUUAUUUCAUUAAAACUACUUAAAAUCCUAAUUUCUCACUCUAGGUUGGCUCUUCUUCAUCAAGUGACUCGCUCGAAAUACAACUUGAUGCCCAAGUGCAACCAAUGACAGGAAUGCGUGAAAGUGGAAGUGUGUUUAAUAAUUAACCCAGAGUCUCUACAUGUAUUACUACUCUGUAUUAAUAUAUUAUCCAACAAUCAAGUUCGAGUGGUACCAGUUAAAAACUAAGAACACAAUAAGAAAUUGGUUUGGGUUUCAAAUAUCAAAGAGGUCAAUCAAGUAUUGAUUCCCCUAGUCUCUAGCCAGAUUAAAGAUCGUUGAUUCUCUAAAUAGUUUCAUUCAAUAUUUAUACCGUGGAGAAUCAUUGAUUAGUCUUGAAUAUCGAUUAAAGCAGACAAGGGACUCUUGAAAUAGACUAUUCAAAGGGACACCAUCCUCUACCGAAACAGAAUACCAAGGCAAUAAAAAACUAUAUUCCUUAUAUUGGGUAAGGCUCUCAUCCAAUACCAAGUAGUGAAUCGAUUGACUCUCAUGUAAUUGAUUCCCUACUUGUAAUUGACGAUGGUCUAUUAGUCUAAUAAGGUAUUUUCUCUCCUAGGUUAAAGCAGAAAUCACAAGAUUAUGAUCAUGAUUCAAACCAACUCAUGAAAAUGCAUUAACUAGAUAUGAACUUUGGACUAAAAAAUCUAGGUUGUCAAACAAUAAUACAAAUCCAUACAAUAUUAGGGCUCGUCAAAAUCCAAGUGAAAGAGGGAUUAUUUCAUGAAGGACAAGAGAACAAUGAUAACGUCGUAUUUGCACAUGUUUGCACCCUCGUUUCUUGAUCAUUUUGGCUUGAGUUUUUGCUUUCUUGGACUAUUUUACGCUAGGUUGUGUUCCUUUGUCACAUUUCAGGUCCUAGCAUGUAAAUUGAAUCAAAGGCGCAAGUUUCAAGUCAAUCGUAAUUCAUUUGGCAAUUCGGGAGAAGAAACACGAGCAUGACCUGAGGAAUAAUGGACUUCUACCUCAUAUUAUGGACAAAUAAUCAUGGAAGUUUGUCAUGAAAAGAAAGAGGAAGAGACUACGAGCGUUUGGGAUCAAACGGUGAUGGAUUCGGAGUCCGGACGAGGGAGAAACGAAGCAUUAAACAGGAGCGGAGGAAGAAAUACGGGCAUCCCCUGCCCAAUUAUGGGCGUAAUUGCCUCUGCCCUGCCCGUAAAUGCGAAGAACAAACCCUAGGAGCUAUUUGGAGUGGAUUUCUCACCAUUGAAGCCUAGAUUGCAUCCCCAGGAGUGAAGAUCAUCAUCCCAGAGCAGAUUUUCCUCAUCUUUAUGAGUAUGACUACUCUGAUUUAUGUUGUCCUCUCUCUCUCUAUGGAGUAGAACUUUCUCUCACUUGGGUAUGAAGAACCCUAGUUCCAUGUGUUAGGGAUCUUGAUUGUAAUGACUUGGGAUUGUUAUACUGUUUGAUCUUAAUUGAUUGAUGCAUGAUUUAUUGAGUCAAUUGAAGUCUAAUCAUCUUUUCUUGAUUUCUGCUGCAACUUGAGAUAGAUAGAAUCUUAUUAGGUUGCUAGAGCUUCAUCAAUUGGUAGUGGUAGAUUGAUUAUACGAGAGUUAAUUGAUUUGCUACUUUGUACUGGAACCUGAUUCCAGUAGUGGAGUUCUGCGUUCAUAGCCUCAGCUUUCUAUCCCGGUGAAGACUAGACGUCUACCGGGUAGUUGGACUGAGAGGGCUUGGUCAGCUUAAGAGAUUCCAAGCUACUGUCGGAUCUUUCCGCAGUUUAAUCAACAGUUAAUCAACCCAUGGUAAUUACAACUGUGACCUAACUAAGGAGCUAGGGGGACUCAUUCCCGAGUGACUCUUCCCUUGCUUUAGAAAACCGAACCAUUUCCUGCUUUCUUACUGCUUUUAGUUAAAAUCACAAUCCCUCGACUUAGUUUGCUAGAUAAUAGAUAUUCACGGAGUAGGCAGUAGAUCUAGACCCCGGGUUGACAAUUAGAGCUUGCAUGUUACUGCAUUCCCGGACUACGAUUACACUUGGUCGCAGUUUGGUGUUGUGUUUUAGCGUGUCAAGUUUUUGGCGUCGUUGCCGGGGAACUCUAGGUUAUUGUAGAAACGUGAAAGUCUGUUACUUUAGCAUUUACUUUUAUGCAUCUCUCUUUUCCACCCUUGAUUUUCACUUGGGUAUUUUGUUUUUGUUGGUGCAGAUCUGAUACUCCUCAUGGCUUCUCCAAUCAUUGGGGGUAUCCACCACCACCGGAGUGGUAUUACCCGAGACUUCCUGGAGCAACCAAGGAGGAGAAGACUAUGGACUCGGGUUUCAGUACUAACCCCCUACUACGAAGAACAAUCUCCUUAUCAAGAAGAAUUCCUCCCACAACCAGAAGGGCCAUCAGAUCUUGAUUUAGCCACAGCCUUCACGGGCCAUCCGGCAGAGCCAUGCUACACUCCACAGCCGAAUCCAAACUAUCACUUGAGGCUUCUCGUGGAGCAGAUUGCUCGAGUACCUGAUAGAUCCUUUCCCGAGAUGGAUCCUCAUAUCCAGACCAUGGCCCAAACUGACUUCUCCUUUCCCUGUGAAACAGAGGAUACCCUUCGGAGCAUAAAGAAGCUCAUAGAGGUCAUUGAGAAAGCUUGUGCACAGUUUUCUCAAGACAACCUUUAUGUUGCCAUACAAGUAGAGGAGGAGGAAGAAGAAGGCAAUCAUGAGGAUGUUGAGGAGCAUACAGAAGUUGUCACGGAAAGCUCCCAUGAUAAUCAUGAUCAAGUGUAUCCUCUGGUGGUAGAUCACAACUGUCCCCAUUUCCGCUCUGAUAUGCUGGGCCUGAGCGAGGAGAUGCAAGAUGAUCUCAUUGAAGAAAUUACAUGGCGACUUGCUCUCCAAUCUGUGCUAGAAGAAGAAGAGCGAGAAAGGGUGAGGGAAGAAGUUGUGGAGGAUGAGGAAGAAAGAAAAGAAGAGGAAGUUCUUGAUCUUUACCUAGGGGAGAGACCACAUUUUGAAGAAGGAAGGGGGGUUGAAGCAAAUGGCAUCCAGGCUGAGGAUGAAGUUGAGGUGGAAGAGGCUUGCACCAGCCCUAUGUUACAUGUGAUAUCUCCACCAAACUUCGAGGAGCUUCUUGGCAAGGACCCAUUUGCAAUGUCUCUUUGCCAGACCAAGACCACAUCAACAUCAAUCCCUCUUGGUGGAUGCGAUACUGAUCAAUCGAUGAUAUCUUAUCUGGUUUGGGGAAAUGAGACAAGAGAAAACGCGAAGGAGAGGUCUCGAGAGUGGAGACUUCAUCUUCCUCAAGGCCACGAGCCAUCUUCAUCACCUAUCACAUCACCUGCUUGUGACUUGAGACUCCACAUCAUCGACGAGAACCUCAACUUCAAGGAGGUUCUGGGGUGGACCGAAACUUAGGAGCCACCGUCCAGCUAAAGAUGUAAAAGAAGCGCUUGUGGGGGAGGCAACCCCACCAAGGUUUUUUUUUCCUUUUGUUUGUUUUCGGUUUGUCCACUUGGAACUAUGGUUUCUAUCACCCAAUGUGUUUUGAUGACUCUAGUCCUGCUGACUGGUCCAAUUUCCAGUCCCCCGACAGUCCAUAUUUCCGGUAACGUCGUUUCCCCUUAUCUUUCCCUCUGCUCCAUUGAGGGCAAUGUCGUGCUUAAGUGUGGGGGGUAAUCUAUUGUUGACUGCUAGAUGAGUUUGUGUGCCUGGAGCCUAGUCUGCUGUCCAAAUCUUGAGAUUGAGGGCUCCAAGUACUGUUGUUUGCUUAAUCGUAUUGGCACUGUGGGUUUAAUUGGUGAAUUGAAUGGCUUUUGAAUUAAUGCAUGAAAACUGGAGUGUGACUAGGACAACCUAUAAUGAUGAUUGAGACGUGCAGUAGAGUUGUGUAGGGGUUCAGUUUUUCAACUAUUUGCUUACCAACUAUGACUUGGAUUGAUCACUAGCUCUUGACAUUCGUUUAUGCAUCUAUUUCAAGGAAUCAGAAUGAGAGAGAGCAUAUAGGUAGCUAUGUGAGAUUUGAGCCUACUCGUUUCUUUCUUGUGCGAUAGAUCCCUCUUCCAUGAUGUGUAGCACUCACGUUGUCACUAGCUAAGAUGAUGGAGGCAUAGGAAUAGGCCACGACCAAAUUGACUGUCCUGGUGUGUCAUACCCCCCUAGUCAGCCCCUUUGAGCCGUGUACUUUCCUUUCUUUCGGUCUACACUGGAAAAUCACCCUUUUGCAUCUCUUAGAAGGUUCCACAGAGUGGUCUUUGCAUGUUUUCUGCUGUUUCUGUUAAAUAUAAUGUGAGGGUUGGAGGUAAUGCUUAAAAAUUGGACAUGUGUUUGAAAAAUGUGCAGAGGUGGUGGUUCUCUCAAGAAAUGAAAAAAAUGAAAAAAAGAGGGGAAAAAAUGAAUGAAAGCAAAAGAGAGCCACUAUCCAAAAAUCUUAAUCAUGCUCAUUAAGUAGUGUUUCUUAGCAGUCUGGCUUGGAAAUACCAACAUUAUUGUGACCUCCUUCGCUCUUGUGCUCUAAGUAAUUUGAGUAAUGCAGAAUAGCAUAAAGAAAGUUACUGGUUUGAUUGGCUGUGAUUGUGUUGGGUUUGGAACUGUGGAACGUUGUGCUAUGAAUACUUCCACCACCUAAAAGGCAUUUUCCCCAUGUCCAAGACCCUAGCCAGUCAUCUGAACCUGUGUCUAAGACCUCCAGAUUAGUUAGUGGUGACACCCAAUAUGUGAACUCUAACAUUAAGAGGCUACAUUCAUGGCGAAGAGACGUUAGGGAUUGAGAGAAUAAGCAUGCGCAUUUUUUGCAUCAAAUUGUCCUGAUCCCACUAGUCGAGAGUGAGCGAUUCAUUUUCUCAUAUUCUCUAUGCUCUUUACCCCGGUGAGGACCUAGAUGGCUCGGACUUGAUUAUGACGUCUUGAAUUUGAUGCAAGCGAUGACUUUCUUGGUUAAGUGGUUGAGUCGAGUCUAUGUUGGUUGGUGAACAGAAAAUAUUCCUCUUCCUUUACCCGCUUUUGCUGCACUCGAAUGUCCUUUGUGGUGGUUGUCCAAGUUGCUAUUGAAGUUGUCCAUGUGUUAAUGAUCAAAAGCCAGUAUUAUUCUCAUGUUUCGUGCCUAUAUGAUAUACCCCCAAGGGUUUCAUGGUUAAAAUGUUUUGAGCUUACCUUGUAUCUGACUUGAUUUGCUUGGGGACAAGCAAACGGUUAAGUGUGGGGAAAUUUCAUAACGUAGUAUUUGCACAUGUUUGCACCCUCGUUUCUUGAUCAUUUUGGCUUUAGUUUUUUAUUUCUUGGACUAUUUUACUCUAGGUUGUGUUCCUUUGUCACAUUUCAGGUCCUAGCAUGUAAAUUGAAGCAAAGGCGCAAGUUUCAAGUCAAUCGGAAUUCAUUUGGCAAUUCAGGAGAAGAAACAUGAGCAUGACCU
Molecule: messenger RNA, 6129 nt
Organism: Linum trigynum
Lineage: Eukaryota; Viridiplantae; Streptophyta; Magnoliopsida; Malpighiales; Linaceae
Source: the annotation of a GenBank genome assembly